AUGACGACAGUGAGCUACUUGAGCCAAUUACUCCAGAGCCACAUCAAUCCCGGAGGCCUAUGGGAUACUCGCAAGAGCAGCUCAAUUCCAUGUCGCAAUCUGUUUUACAAAAGUCGAGCGCAGGAUUUGAAUCAGCUACGGUCAAAACAAAUCGGAAACAACGUGGAUCGCAUUCGGCACGAUUCGGUUGGAGAGCAGUCACCGAAGCCCGUACAACGUGAACAGAGAUUUCUGUCGCCAAAACUCGAUCCAGCGGAAUUUCUGAAGAUGGUCUCCUGGCAAGCACCUACACAGUCCGAACAGCGGACGAGUUCAACCCCCGCCUCGGAUAUCGCAGAAACUGUGCGUUCAUGGUACAAUCGUCAGUCUCGUCGGCGAUUGUUCAUCGCAUUGGUGAUACUGAUUACAGUGCUGCUCGCUAUCGCCAUCGUGAUAACGCUUGUGUUUCUCUUCGCUUUCCAAAAGGAUCGUCAUGAUCACGGAUUUACGCCCGUCACUAUGAUGACAGCUCCAUCGCCAACGGUGACACCCUUUCCCUACCCACCUGGAUAUGUCGUCGGCACGUCGAGUUACUAUGUUCCACUGGGUGUCGUGACAAGUCUGGUUCCUGACACGCGAGACUUCCGAUUCAGAAACCGUUUGCUGUCUUACGGUAACGACACUAUGUCGUUGUUCAACAGCACGGCAGUGACGAGUAUUUCCUUUCACCUCGACAGCGGCAGCUGUUCAUCGUGCACCCUCCUAGCGGCAGACGAUUCUUGCACUAACGGUAUUGGCCACCAUUGCAAUCGCUCGCAAGCAAUCUACUGCUGCUCAAAAUGCGGAAGUGUGGCAAAUUUCUGUCAUGUGAAAGGAACUGUUUUCGAGUUCUCUGACGAUCUGCUAGAAUCUCGGAUUUCCUCUGAUGCUAGGACACUACUCAUCACCACCGCUUCCCAUACCAAUUCUUCGUUGUGCAUGCUACAAAUUCAUCGCAUCAGGGUCGACGGAUUCACCUUUUCUGGACCGAUUGAAAUUUGUGCCUUUUCAGCAUCAGAAAGUGAACUAUCAGGCGGAGGCACCAUCUUGACUACGACGACUUUCUCACCAGAAUCUGCAAAUUUGGCAGACAUUUUGACAAUUGUAGACUCUGAAGGAGGGGUACCAGGAAAAGGUGCACCUCAGGACUGGUCACCUAGUGACUAUGAAGAAAUAAUGGAGCUCGAACAUCCCGAGUACCUCUCUGACAUGUCUUUCAGGCCUAAUUCCCAACUAGAGCGUAUACAUUAA
Angiostrongylus costaricensis is the source of this 1269-nucleotide messenger RNA. NCBI's taxonomy places the organism in Eukaryota, Metazoa, Nematoda, Chromadorea, Rhabditida, Metastrongylidae. The record is from the annotation of a GenBank genome assembly.